AAAUUUCAAUUUUUUUUCAAAAAUGCUGACAGGGCCUUAGUUUCCUGCUUUCUACCUCUUCACCUCCCAAACAAAACCACCGUGACCCUUCUCUCUCGCACUCAGACAAACACAGAAUCAUCUCUUUAAAUUGAAAGUACAAAACUUAUUUCCCUUUACGUUACAUGCACUUAAAAUCUCCUUUCUUGAUUUUAACGACCCCAAAAUCUAGUCCUUAUCUUGUUGAUCUUUGGUUCUCCCGUCAAGAGGUGAGUUGUUUUGUGCAAAUAAGAUGAAUUUCCCAAUAAUGUAAUACCAGUAAAGUGAAGCUUAGAAUGUCAUUGACUGAUGCACCGCUGCCAAUUCCACACGUGCCCUAAAGAAAGACAGCAAUGCAAAACCAUUGGAUGAUAAUUAUCUUGCCAUUCCAUGGAUAUCACACAGAUGCUUUCCCUGCCUUUAAUUUCCUACUUAGAUGGGCUGUCUUCCGUGAGCAUGUAGAGGCUAUCUUCCGUGAUCUGAAUUUGUUGUCUGACGCACACUGCAUCCAUAAAUGGCCAAUAAUCCUCAAUUCUCUGGAAUACAGCCUCUUCAGCCUCCUCUGGUUGGUUCAAUGGAUCCUCCUCGAAAUUUGUUUCCACCACCACCAAUGCCUGUUCAAUUCCGACCCAUUGUUCCAGUGCAGCCACAACAAUUCAUUCCUGCGAGUUCUCCACACUUUCAGCCUGUUGGCCGGGGUGUCACUGUGAUGAAUGCGGGAUUGCCUCCUCAACCCCCACAACCUCAAUUUCCUCAUUCAAUGCAGCAGUUACCAGCUAUACCUAACCGGCCAAGCCAUGGUCCUCCACCACCACCACCACCACCACCACAGGCAAUUCUAUUGCCAAAUGCUCAGCCAAACAGGCAUGUCAUGUCUGGAUCUCCACUGCCUCCACAUAGUGUUCAAACUCCAAACAACUAUAUGCCUAGUUUAGGUGGCUUGGGAGUGCCUCUAUCUUCAUCGUAUAAUUUUGCACCAUCUUCACAUGGUCAACCACCCAUAACAUUUAAUGCUGUAUCUCAAUAUCAGCCUAUGCCUCAAAUGCAUGCACCGUCUAUUCCCUCUGGAGGACAGCCAGCAUUACCAUCCACGAACCAGAACACUGCACUUGUUUCGCCUAUACAGCACAAUGGUGAACAGUCUUCAAUUACCACUGCCAGUGUUCUGGCAACUGGUAUCCAGCCUAGGCCGACUGAAGAAGCCUUGACAGAGUGGAAAGAACAUGCAUCUGCUAAUGGAAGGAGGUUUUAUUACAACAAGAGGACAAAGCAAUCUAGUUGGGAGAAGCCUUUCGAGUUAAUGACACCAAUUGAGAGGGCAGAUGCAUCAACUGACUGGAAGGAAUUCACAAGUCCUGAUGGACGAAAAUAUUACUACAACAAAGUUACCAAGCAGUCAAAAUGGGAAAUCCCAGAAGAAUUGAAGUUGGCCCGUGCACAAGUAGAAAAGCCAUCUAUCAUGGAAACACAGUUGAAUGUCUCUGCUAAUUCUCAUGCCCCUACUUCUGUUCUUCCAUCCAUGGGUAAGGCACCAUCUAGUGCCGAUGCUUUGUCUUCUACAGCUCAAGGGGCACCAUCAAGUCCAGUUCCUGUUAAACCUGUUGCUGUUGCUGGUAACUCGCAAUCUCAGUUCGCUUCUGAAUCAUCAGCCGUACCUGUUAUGUCCUCUUCCAUGACGACCAAUGCAGAUGAAGUUCAGACAACCGAGAGUCCUGUUGCUGGUGUUCCAAAAAAUGCUGAAAUCAAUGCUACAGCAGUUAACACAAUAACUGCACCAAUGAGCGACAGCUUUUCUGCUCAUGAUAAACCUGGUUCAAAAGAUGAUGCUCCUGCCCAAGAUAAACAGGAAGCUGAAAAAGACGUUGUCAUAGAUGAAAAGGUUAACAAUGUUACAUUGGAAGAGAAAUCAGUUAAUCAGGAUCCCUUACUUUAUGCUGAUAAGCUGGAGGAAAAAAAUGCAUUUAAAGCACUUUUGGAGUCUGCAAAUGUUGGGUCUGAGUGGACCUGGGACCAGGCCAUGAGAGUAAUAAUUAAUGAUAAAAGAUAUGGUGCAUUAAAAACACUUGGAGAGCGGAAGCAAGCAUUUAAUGAGUUCUUGGGUCAGAAGAGAAAACAGGAAGCCGAGGAAAGGAGGGUUAAACAGAAAAAAGCACGGGAAGAAUUCAAGAAAAUGCUAGAAGGGUCCAAAGAGCUGACAGCAUCCAUGAGAUGGAGUAAAGUAGCGACUCUGUUUGAAAAUGAUGAGCGGUUUAAAGCUGUUGAACGGGAAAGAGACCGUAGAGAUCUGAUUGAAACCUACUUGCAGGAAAUUGAAGAAAAGGAACGAGCAAAGGCACAUGAGGAGCGCAAGAGGAACAUCAUGGAAUACAGGCAGUUUUUGGAAUCGUGUGAAUUUAUAAAGGCAAGCACCCAGUGGCGAAAAGUACAGGAUCGGUUAGAAGCUGAUGAAAGAUGUUCACGCCUUGAAAAAAUUUAUCGCUUAGAAAUUUUUCAGGAUUAUUUACAUGAUUUGGUGAAGGAAGAAGAGGAGCAAAGGAAGAUACAGAAGGAAGAACAAAGAAAGGCAGAGCGUAAAAAUCGUGACGAGUUCCGCAAGCUGCUUGAAGAACAUGUUGCUUCAGGCACUCUUACAGCCAAAACUAACUGGCGAGAUUAUCACCUAAAGGUUAAAGAUUUGCCUGCAUAUGUGGCUGUCGCUUCAAAUGCCUCAGGUUCAACUCCAAAAGAUUUGUUUGAAGAUGUCUCUGAGGAGCUACAGAAACAAUAUCAUGAGGACAAAACUCGGAUAAAGGAUGUUGUAAAGUUGAAAAAGGUUACUUUGGCAUCAAACUGGACACUUCAGGAUAUGAAGGUUGCUAUUAUCGAGGAUGUUAACUCUCCACCUAUAUCAGAUGUGAACCUAAAGAUGGUAUUUGAUGAGUUGCUGGAAAGAGCAAGGGAAAAGGAGGAGAAAGAAGCCAAGAAGCGUAAACGUCUUGCGGAUGAUUUUCUCAAUCUACUACAGUCUAUCAAGGAUAUAACUGCAUCUUCAAAGUGGGAGAGCUUCAAGGAAAUCUUUGAAGGAAGCCAAGAGUACAGUUCCAUUGGUGAAGAAGCCUUCUGCAGGGAGAUGUUUGAGGAAUAUAUAUCCCAACUGAAAGAACAGCAGAAGGAGAAUGAGCGGAAACGAAAGGAGGAAAAGGCAAAAAAGGAAAAAGAGAGAGAUGAAAGAGAUAGGAGGAAAGCUAAGCAUAGAAGCGAAAAGGAGAGGGGACAUGAAAGAGACAAGGAGCACACAAGGAAGGAAGAAGCUGAUGUUGAAAUCUCUGAUACAACAGAAACUCAAGUUUGUAGUGAUAAGAAAAGAUCUGGGAGUGACAAUAGCAGCAGGAAACAGAGGAAGAGGCAUCAAAAUGCUGUGGAUGAUCUGGAUGAAAGUGAGAAGGAUCGGUCCAAGAGCUCCCAUAGACAUGGCAGCAAUGACCACAAAAAAUCAAGAAGGCAUGGUUCCACCCCUGAGUCAGACAGUGAAAGCAGGCACAAGAGACUGAAGAAAGACCACCGUAAUGGUUCUCGUAGAGCUGGUGAUAAUGAGGAUCUCGAAGAUGGGGAAUUUGGUGAGGAUAGGGAAACUCGGUAGUCCAAUCACUUUUGACCUGUGAGAUUACUGUUCCUGUCUUUGGUUGGAUGAUAGGCUGGUUUACUAGUCUCUGUUUAUUUGUGCGGCCUCGUCAAAUACACAUUGGCCAACUUGUACCAAUAACUUUAUGAUGCCAGUGGUUGCUGCGGUGAACUGGUACUUUUCUGCUUUUAUAUGAAUGAGAUACUGUAUUGUAUCAUGCUGUAAGAACUACGAUUCCUGCUUUCAAACUCGUUCUCCUUCAGCCAUAGGUAAAAUAGAGGUGAUUGUGGUAAAUAAAUGAUGAAUUGAAAGGAGAAAAGAAGUUUAUGGAAAUUGGAGAAUUAUCCAUAAGAAGCUAACAAUGAAACCAGCUCUAAUGGUGCCACAGUGGGCAUAUUUUUACAUGGAAAUUGUGAUGUUGCAGUCUGGCUGAUAAUCCAAAAAGUUGACCCUUUGAAUAACACGCCCAUCAAUAGAAAGUGAUGAAUUUCCAUGAAUCUUUA
Messenger RNA from Populus euphratica (Euphrates poplar), 4122 nucleotides. Its product is annotated as pre-mRNA-processing protein 40A-like. Lineage: Eukaryota; Viridiplantae; Streptophyta; Magnoliopsida; Malpighiales; Salicaceae. The record is from RefSeq and is a predicted model, not a curated record. The transcript has 32 exons. Gene Ontology annotation, biological process: mRNA cis splicing, via spliceosome. The coding region runs from base 533 to 3637 and encodes 1034 amino acids. Gene Ontology annotation, molecular function: protein binding; RNA binding. Gene Ontology annotation, cellular component: U2-type prespliceosome; U1 snRNP.